UGGCUGCAAUUGGUCGCAUGAGCGUCUUUUCCCCCUGACUCGAGACUAAGGGAUGAAAUGAGGUGCAGAGCUGAAGGAAUGGGCGAAUGAGGACAGACGAAACACACACACGGGGAGCUUUGUGAGCUACUGACUGACUGACUGAAGACACGAGUGAAGUCUGAGCAUCGGAAGACUCGGGAUUUUACAUCACGUUUUGAUCAAGCGGAUUUUAUUGAAGUGCAUGGUGUGUAAGGUGCAGGGCAAGCAUCCCUCACUCGGCUGUAAGGAUGCAGGUGUCGGGAUCCAGGAUUAAGCUGUGGUGUCCGCUUAUCUCGCUGGCACUGAUUCAGUUUCUUGCCCCUGUUUCAGCUCAAGUUCCAGCUCCAAGAAGGCUUCGAUUUAAAGUUGUGAGUGCAGGAAAGCUUCUUGUCUCAUGGAAGGAACCAAAAGGAGAAAAUAAUGGCUACAGAUUUAUAUAUAAUACAGAACCAGGUGGGGAAACAAGCGAGCUGCAAAUUGCAAAGGGAGAGAAUAAAGCAAUAAUAAAGGAUUUUAAUCCCAGGAAGGAGUAUUCAGUCAAGGUUAUAGCUGUGAGUGGAAACCUGCAGAGCCGAGCACUUCAGGGAAAAUAUACUGAAGACCAGAGCAGUGAUGGAGAAAUCACUCAGCCACAAAGACUGAAAGAACCUGGAGCCGUGGAUGAGGGCAAUGAGAUCUCAGCAGUAGAUCAGUUUGUCUGCACAACUCCUGCCAUCGCGGAUAUUGUCAUCCUGGUUGAUGGAUCUUGGAGUAUCGGGCGAAUCAAUUUCCGUCUGGUCCGCAUGUUCCUUGAAAACCUGGUCAGCGCCUUUGAUGUGGGAAUAGACAAAACCCGGAUUGGUCUGGCCCAGUACAGCGGAGAUCCACGAAUUGAGUGGCACUUGAAUGGCUUCAGCACAAAAGAAGCAGUAAUAGAUGCUGUCAAAAACCUGCCGUACAAGGGAGGCAACACUCUCACGGGUCUUGCUCUUACAUAUGUACUGGAGAACAGCUUCAAACCUGAGUCAGGGGCUCGCGACAACGUUCCUAAAAUUGGGAUCCUGAUAACUGACGGCAAAUCGCAGGAUGACGUUAUCUCUCCUGCUCAAACCCUGAGAAGUUCUGGAGUGGAGCUGUUUGCCAUUGGUGUGAAGAAUGCUGAUGAAAACGAGCUGAAGGCCAUUGCGUCUGAACCGGAGGACACACACGUUUAUAAUGUGGCUGACUUCAGUAUCAUGGGCACCAUAGUGGAAGGUUUGACCAGGACGGUGUGUGAUGGAGUGGAGCAACAGGACAAAGAAAUUAAACAGGAUUCUGUCCCAGAGGAGACGGUGUCACCUCCUCUGAACCUGCUCAUUUCUGAGGUGAUGGCACACAGUUUCCGAGUGUCCUGGACUCAUGCGGCUGGCAGGGUGGAAAAGUAUCGUGUGGUUUACCAUCCAACGGAUGCAGACAUUCCAGAAGAGAUUGUGGUGGGCGGUUUGGAGAAUUCUGUGGUCCUGCAGAACUUGAACUCUUUGACUGAAUAUGAGAUUGCGGUGUUCGCUGUGUAUCGCAGCGCAGCGAGUGAUGCUCUCAGAGGCAGCGAGAUCACACAAGCUCUGCCCACAGUGAGUGAUCUAGAGCUGUACGAUGUGACAGACAGCAGCAUGAGAGCCCGCUGGAGGGACGCAGAAGGGGCUUCUGGGUACAUGAUCCUGUACGCUCCACUGAGCAGCGACACUCCAGAUGAAAGAGAGCUGAAGGUGGAUGAGACAGUGACUGAUGUGGAGCUGACGGGGUUGAUUCCUGACACAGGGUACACCGUUACAGUCUAUGCCACUUUCGGAGAGGAGGCCAGUGACCCUGCUACUGUUCAGGAGACCACCAUGUCUCUGAAACCUCCACGUAACUUGCGGGUCACUGAGGUUGACCACAGCUCUGUCCGGCUCAACUGGGACGCAGCGUCCAGUAAGGUGAAAGGAUACCAGGUUAUCUAUGUCAAGACAGAUGGUGUCCAGACCAAUCAGGUGGAGUUGGGUCCAGUCACUAAUGUGUACCUGAAGAACCUGUCCCCAUUAACGGAGUACACUGUGGCAGUGUUUGCUGUCUAUGAUGGCGGCCAAUCAGAAGCUCUCAGUGGCGGAUUCUCCACAAAGCUGGUUCCAGCGCCGUUCAGCCUGAUGACAUCAGAGGUGACCUCAGAGAGUUUUCAAGUGAGCUGGUCACAUCCGGCCAGAGAUGUGGUGCUCUAUAAGCUGGUCUGGUCACCAACUGCGGGAAGAGAUGAGAGAGAGGUUAUGCUGACUGGAGACACGGACUCAUAUGUGAUUCAAGACCUGAGUCCUUUUACAGAGUAUAAGGUGUCACUGGCAGCCAUUUAUAAAGACGAAACCGAGAGCAGCCCUGUGGUUGUGCUAGAGUACACAUUGGGCUGGACCACAGAAUUUCCAACCACCAUUCCCUCCACUACACCAAUUUUUCACCAGGGCGUAACUAACCUGUGGAUUGACGAGGAGACCCCCUUCAGUUUGCAAGUUAACUGGGAAGUGCAGGACUCUGACGUGGACCAGUACAAAGUGACAUACGUCAGCACAGACCGAACAGAGGAGACAGUGUUAGUCUCUGGAAACAGAAGAAACGUGGUCCUGCAACCUCUCCUCUCAGACACAAAAUACAAGAUCACAGUGACCCCUGUUUAUGCAGAUGAGGAGUCCAGCCAGCUGUCCAUGUCCUCAUCCGGCACAACACUGCCACUUUCUGGUCCCAGUAACCUCAGGGUGUCUGAUGAAUGGUACAAUCGCUUCCGCAUCAGCUGGGACAGUCCUCAAUUCCCCACCAUGGGUUACAGAGUCAUCUAUCAGCCCAUCUCUGCUGUGUCAGGUCGGGCUCUGGAGACAUUUGUCGGAGAUGAUGUAAACACCCUGCUGAUCCUCAAUCUGCUGAGUGACACAGAGUACAACGUUCAGGUCAUUGCCUCCUACACCACCGGCUCCAGCCAACCCCUCACCACCAAGGGCAAAACAUUGUUUCUUGGGGUGAGGAAUCUGAACACAUACCAGGUUCUCAGCAGCAGUGUGUGCGCCCAAUGGCAGCCUCACCGUCAUGCCUCCGUCUACAGAGUCGUCAUCGAGCCUCUGCUCAACGGACAGAAACAGGAAGUGAGGGUUGGUGGCGGUGCUUCCAGAGAGUGUUUCUUCAGACUUUCCCCCAACACCCAGUACAAGAUAAGUGUAUACACCGUUUUACAGGACACAGAGGGCCCUGCUGUCACCACCAUGGUCACCACUGCUCCAGCACCCACUCAGCCACCGACCGCAGCACCCACCACCAGCCCUCCACCCACCAUCCCUCCAGCCAAAGAAGUUUGCAAAGCAGCUAAAGCAGACCUGGCCUUCCUAGUCGACGGCUCCUGGAGUAUCGGAGAUGACAACUUUCAGAAGAUCAUCCGCUUCCUGUACAGCACAACCGGUGCACUUGAUGUGAUUGGCCCAGAGGGAACACAGGUGGCCAUUGCUCAGUUCAGCGAUGAUGCCAGGACUGAGUUUAAGCUCAACUCCUACAGCGACAAAGAGGCUCUGCUGGAUGCCGUGCAGCGCAUCUCCUACAAGGGAGGAAACACUAAGACAGGUCGAGCCAUCAAGCAUGUCAAGGAGGCCAUCUUUUCUGAGGAUGCGGGUGUAAGGAGAGGCAUCCCGAAAGUGCUGGUUGUGCUCACCGACGGCCGCUCUCAGGAUGAUGUCAACAAGAUCUCCAAAGAGAUGCAGAUGGAGGGCUUCAUUAUCUUUGCCAUUGGCUUCGCUGAUGCAGACUAUGGGGAGCUGGUGAACAUCGCCAGUAAACCUAGCGAGAGACAUGUGUUCUUUGUGGACGAUCUGGAUGCCUUCAAGAAAAUUGAAGAACAGCUCAUAACUUUUGUUUGUGAGGCUGCGACUGCCACUUGCCCCUCGGUGUUAAUGAGUGGGAACACUUUAGCUGGCUUCCGGAUGAUGGAGAUGUUUGGUCUAGCUGAGAAGCACUACAGCAGUGUACAAGGUGUUUCAAUGGAGCCUGGCACUUUCAACAGCUUCCCCUGCUACCGACUUCACAAAGACGCCCUCGUCUCCCAGCCUACCAGGUAUCUACAUCCUGAAGGCCUCCCAUCUGAUUACACUAUAUCUAUGCUCUUCCGCAUUCUGCCUGAAACACCUCAGGAGCCUUUUGCAUUAUGGGAAAUCCUCGACAAAAACAAUGAUCCACUUGUGGGCAUUAUCCUGGAUAAUGGAGGGAAAACAUUAACCUUCUUCAAUUCUGACUACAAGGGAGAAUUUCAAACAGUGACUUUCGAAGGACCUGAAAUUAAGAAGAUUUUCUAUGGCAGUUUCCACAAGCUUCAUGUGGCCAUCAGCAAAACCGCUGCUAAAGUGGUGAUCGACUGCAAGACGGUUGGAGAGAAAUCUAUCAAUGCCGCAGGGAACAUCAGCAUUGAUGGAGUGGAGGUUCUGGGGCGAAUGGUCCGAUCGCGAGGACGGAAAGACAAUUCAGCACCGUUUCAACUCCAGAUGUUUGACAUAGUCUGCAGUACAUCAUGGGCCAGCCGGGAUAAGUGCUGUGAACUACCAGGAUUGAGAGUAGAAGAGGACUGUCCUGCCAUGCCCCAUGCUUGCACCUGUGCUCAGGACAGCAAAGGACCACCUGGACCCUCUGGACCACCGGGCGGUCCUGGUAUCAGAGGUUCAAGAGGAGAUCGGGGGGAGCCAGGCCUGACGGAGACUGCAGGGCAUUCACACUUUGUUUCAGCAGCUCGGCUGGUGGGCUCUCAAGGACUGCCUGGGGAGAUCGGACCACCUGGACCACAAGGGCCUCCGGGUCCUCAGGGACCAAAUGGGCUGUCCAUUCAAGGGCCACUGGGGGCUCCAGGAGAGAAAGGAGAGAAGGGUGAAAUAGGUCUGCCAGGUCCUCAGGGUGUACCAGGUGCCAAUGGAGGACCGGGCAGAGAUGGACCUCCAGGACAGAGAGGCCUACCUGGUAAAGAUGGACCCCAAGGACGACAGGGCCCACCAGGACCAAUGGGUAGCCCUGGGGCUCCUGGGGCUCCUGGAUCAAAUGGACCACCAGGGCAAUUGGGGGAUCAAGGGCCACCUGGGCCUGCCGGGACUAAAGGCGAACGAGGAGAGAGAGGUGACAUGCAGUCUCAUGCUGCUGUUCGUGCCAUAGCUCGACAAGUUUGUGAACAGCUUAUUCAGAGUCACUUGUCUCGCUACAACUCUAUCUUGAACCAGAUUCCCAGUCAGUCAGUUUCGGUACGAACAGUACCUGGUCCACCAGGUGAGCCCGGUCGGCCAGGACUUCAGGGUCCACAGGGAGAGCAGGGUCCUCCUGGCAGACCAGGAUUCCCUGGAGCCAGUGGUCAAAAUGGCCGCCCAGGAGAGAGAGGUCUUCCAGGAGAAAGGGGAGAAAAGGGCAGUCCAGGUGUGGGGACCCAAGGCCCUCGUGGUCCUCCAGGAUCUCCAGGGCCUGCUGGAGAAGGGCGGACAGGAAGUCAGGGUCCACCAGGGAGACCUGGAAUUCAAGGCACCCAAGGACGUCCAGGUACCCCAGGCAGUCCUGGUCCUGCUGGAUCGCCCGGCUACUGCGACCAGAACUCCUGCCUCGGGUACAAUGUUGGAGUACAACAGUUGCCCUCCAAUCCCUACCAAAACUACGGCCCCGCCACCAACUACAACCCUGAGGAUGAGGAGGAGGACGACCCUUAUGGCGGCUACCGGGCCUACCCUCCUCAAUACUACCAACCCAGCUACCCAGACCCCCGUGGCGCCAGGCCUAGCCCCGUACACCCUGGUGACACGGCGGGCAUGAGGGCACCGGGCGCGAGCCGCUUCACCCGCAGCACAGCUGAAGAGGUCAUCGUCCAUCAGCCGCAAGAGCAUGUGAAGGAAGAAUAGCUGUGGUGACCGACAGACCGUCCACAUACAAACACUUUUCAGCAGAACGUCCUGCAGGAUUGGACCAAGGGAAAUCCGAAAAGUGCCUGCUUUAUGCAUCGUUAUUGGGGUGGGUGAGUGAAGAUAUAAAAAACAAAAACAAAAAACAAAACUGUGCCGAAAUUCAUUCAGUGACUUUUCUGUCUUUUGUGAGGCUGCAUGUAGCCAAUGAAACGAAAAGCAAGUUUGAAGGAGGAACUCUGCAAAUCCGUUUUCUUAAUGAGUGUUUUUGAAUUGUUGUCCAGGAAAAAAUACACACAAUAUUCUGAAGAUGUAGAGAGACAUUUUACAGAAUACAUGCAUAUUAUAACUUUAUUCAUUGGCAGAUAGAUUUUUAUUUUAUUUUAUUUUACAGUGUAGCUUUACAAUAAUAUUAAUGAUAAUAUUAAUAAUAAUAACAUUAAUUAUUUAAUAUUCUUGUUCACAACAAUAAUAAAAAUAAAUUACAUAAUAAUGAUAAUAAUGAUAUGUCACUCAAUUGUAUUUUUGUUGUCAACAACAACAUUACAUAAUAUUUAUUUAAAUGUAAUUAUAAUUGAAUUAUUCGCAGUGUUGGGGAAAGUUACUCUAGAAAGUAAUGGAUUACAAUACUGAGUUACUCCCCAAAAGUAGUUGCCUUACUUAGUUACUGUUCAUUGAAAGUAAUGUGUUGUUACUUUUGAGUUACUUUUGCAUGACUUUUUUGACCUGGCUGAGACUUGAUCUCUUUCAGAACUUGCAAGG
Molecule: messenger RNA, 6665 nt
Organism: Danio aesculapii
Lineage: Eukaryota; Metazoa; Chordata; Actinopteri; Cypriniformes; Danionidae
Gene: col14a1a
Product: collagen, type XIV, alpha 1a
Exons: 49
Coding region: 270-5903 (1877 amino acids)
Cellular component (GO): interstitial matrix
Molecular function (GO): protein binding
Source: RefSeq, a predicted model, not a curated record